AUGUCGAGCGAACGGGAUUUACACAAACGGGGGCACCAGGGCUUCAAGAAGCGAGUCGAGAGUGACGUGAUGAGCAGUGUGGGCAAGAAAGUCCUAGAGAAGAAAUUCUUCGUUGCCGUUUACUCCCGGAACAUUCCUGAGAUAACAAAGUGUUUGAGUAAAGGAGUAAACCCGAACAUUCGCUCCACGGAGUACGGUGUCACCCCUUUGCAUUUACUCGCCGAACGGAACGACUACAUCCUGGGGUACCGCCUUUUGGAGUAUAAAAAAUUUGACGUGGAUGUGCGGAACGCCCACGGUUACACUGCCCUGCAUGUUACCUGCUUAUGCGACUGCAAAAAAUUUGCCCUUCUUUUGCUGGAACACGGAGCCGACCCCAAUAUUUACGGCCGGUUUAAUAAAACAGCCCUGCAUUUAUCCGUACAGAAUGAGAAUUACGGUAUUACGAUAAAGUUGCUAAAAUUCGGGGCUGAGGUCAAUGUUGUUGACUGCUUUGGCAAUACGCCCCUCUCUUUGAGCAUCCUAGACACCAAUAAUUACCUAAUUGCCAAAACCUUGUUCCAAAGUGGGGCCAAUAUGAGCGUCGAGCACCAAAGACCACUCCAUAUUUUUUUUGAAAUGGUGUUGUAUUGCCGCUGCAUUCGUCAGAUUGAUUUGGUGCUGCUCUUGUUGGAGAACGGGGUUAAUAUUAAUAUGAGGGAGCCCGACUCAGGGCGCAAUUGUCUCCACUUUGUUGCGGUGACCGGUUUUCUGGAACUGGCGGUGGUUUUGGUCGAAAAGGGGGCUAAAAUCCACGUUGUGGAUAGCUGUAAGCGCAGCCCCAUUAAAGUGGCUGUGGACCACGGUAACGAAGUGAUCGCCGAUUACUUCCGCAAGGGCUACAGACCCCCGCCUUUGCUCACCGCCCUCCCGAAGAUCUUCCAGUGGUCUAGCAAGGUCCGGGCGCGAAUCAGCGAGCGGAAGCUGGCGGAGAUGGAGAAAGAGGCCGAAUUGAAACAAAAAUAAACAGAUCAUUAUGCACAAUUUAUUAAUAUUACGGAAUACAACAUUCAAUAAAUAUAUUGUAAAUAUUA
This is a messenger RNA of Tribolium castaneum (red flour beetle), 1073 nucleotides long. RefSeq names its product putative ankyrin repeat protein RF_0381. Gene Ontology annotation, molecular function: protein binding. The record is from RefSeq and is a predicted model, not a curated record. Lineage: Eukaryota; Metazoa; Arthropoda; Insecta; Coleoptera; Tenebrionidae. The coding region runs from base 1 to 1005 and encodes 334 amino acids. The transcript is spliced from 2 exons.